ACAAUUUGACGCGUGGAGUGAAACGUCAGCCACGUCCGAAUUCCUUUCAACGUAACAUUUCACUUUUCGACGGCAAGUUGCUUUUUAUUUCUCGUAGUAAAUAAGAAACUAGAAGAUACAAUGGCUGCGAAAUUAUUAUCACUGAUUCUAAUAAUUGCUGCGGCUGUAACCGCGGAUGAAGAAGCCCCAGUCGCAAGAUUACUUGUCUCCAAACAAGUUUUAAAUAAAUAUUUAGUUGAAAAUAUGGACAUUCUUGUGAAGUACACACUAUACAACGUAGGUACAGCACCCGCAGUGGAAGUGAAGCUGAUUGACACUGGUUUCCAUCCCGACGUAUUCGAGGUUGUUGGAGGGCAGCUCACUGCUGAAAUUGACAGGAUACCUCCGCAGACCAAUGUAUCACAUGUUGUGACUGUCAGGUCAACCAGAUUUGGUUACUUCAACUUCACUGCUGCUGAAGUUACAUAUAGAGCCAGUGAAGAAUCCACUGAUGUGCAAUACUCAAUCAGCAGUUCCCCAGGAGAGGGUGCUAUUGUUGCAUUCAAAGAUUACGACCGCAAGUUCUCCUCGCACAUUCUGGACUGGGCUGCAUUCGCUGUAAUGACUUUGCCAUCUCUGGCCAUCCCAUUUGGUCUAUGGUUCUCCUCAAAGAGCAAAUAUGAAAAACUCGCCAAACCUAAGAAAACACACUAAUUAUUACCAUAAGAAUAGUGUAGGUAAUGACUGCUAAUGUUGUGGAUUGUGGAAUAUGAAAUGGCCUUUAUCUAUUAAAAAAAACUAAUUUAUUUUUUUAGUGUGUGUUAUAGAAAAUACUCUUUUAUAGUCAGCCAGGAUGUUUAUGGAUUUUGUUUUUAAUUGAAUUGCAAUUUUCCAUAACAUUAGUAGUGAUUAAUUACAGUUGUUGUACUGUGUCUUUGUUGUAAAAUAAUUUAAUGAACAAUAAAAGAAUUAAGUGAUUUGUAA
Papilio polytes (common Mormon) is the source of this 963-nucleotide messenger RNA. It is a transcript of the gene SsRbeta, whose product is annotated as translocon-associated protein subunit beta. Gene Ontology annotation, cellular component: membrane; endoplasmic reticulum. The record is from RefSeq and is a predicted model, not a curated record. The transcript has 3 exons. The coding region runs from base 121 to 693 and encodes 190 amino acids. NCBI's taxonomy places the organism in Eukaryota, Metazoa, Arthropoda, Insecta, Lepidoptera, Papilionidae.